AUGUCUAAGAGAUCACUGAAACGAAGGGAACGUGAAAAGAGAAAGGAGCACAGAUUUGAGGAUUUGAAAGGCCUAUAUGGUUCAUCUCAAGAACUUCUGGGAAGAAUUAAGAAGAUUGAACGGAAGGGGACGAAAACGGCUACAGAUUACCGAAACAUUGACAAUCUCAAGGAAAGAUACGAGUUCAUGCAUACAUUUGAACAUGCUCAGGGGGAAAAGCAAGCUGGAAAACACGACGAAAAGGAAAAAACUAUAUCAGGUUCAACUAAGACAGAACUUAAGCUUGAACUCAAGACAAAUUCAGUGUUUUAUGAUCCUGAGAUAAAUCCCUUAGGCGAGCAGCCAUUUUUGGGGAUGGCUAAUUUGUCAGUUCACAGUAAGAAUAAAUUAAUCAAAGGACAAUGGAAGAACUUGAGUAAUCUUUCUGAGAUUGAAUCUGAACAGAUUUCGCUGCCAGUGGAACCUAAGCCGAAAUUCUACAAGUUGAAACAGAUUCAGACACAAUACCAAAGUGCCGAUUUUUGA
This is a messenger RNA of Brettanomyces bruxellensis, 525 nucleotides long. RefSeq lists its product as uncharacterized. The record is from RefSeq and is a predicted model, not a curated record. NCBI's taxonomy places the organism in Eukaryota, Fungi, Ascomycota, Pichiomycetes, Pichiales, Pichiaceae. The transcript has a single exon. Bases 1 to 525 code for a protein of 174 amino acids.